This is a messenger RNA of Wasmannia auropunctata (little fire ant), 3895 nucleotides long. Its product is annotated as ATP-binding cassette sub-family D member 2-like. Gene Ontology annotation, biological process: very long-chain fatty acid catabolic process; long-chain fatty acid import into peroxisome; fatty acid beta-oxidation. The record is from RefSeq and is a predicted model, not a curated record. The transcript is spliced from 9 exons. The coding region runs from base 1325 to 3145 and encodes 606 amino acids. Gene Ontology annotation, molecular function: ABC-type transporter activity; long-chain fatty acid transmembrane transporter activity; ATP binding. Lineage: Eukaryota; Metazoa; Arthropoda; Insecta; Hymenoptera; Formicidae. Gene Ontology annotation, cellular component: peroxisomal membrane.
AUUUUGUAAUAGUUUCCUAGUUUCUAGGUAAUAGCAUUCUUGUAUAAAAAUUUAAUAUUUUAAUAAUAAUUUUCUAAUAUGCAGAAUAUAUUUCAGAUUUUAAUAAAUAAACUUUGAGAUUAAAGAUGCUAUUAAGAUUCAAGAAAGAUAAGGACAAACUCGUUGCAAUUGUAUAGUUCAUAAGUUUACAAUUUUUUGUAUUUUUAGAUAAAAAAGAUAUUUCAAUGUUGCUGCAAGCUUGUCGUAACAUUGCUGAAAUAUUUUGCAACUUCCAUGCGACAAUGUUUCAAAUAAGGUUUAUGCAAUGUUUCUGCAAUCUUUCAGUGCUGCAUGGGUGUUUUAUACUUAAUCAAUGUCGCACGCAUACAUACAAUCUUUUUUUCAGAUAUACCGUUCUCUUAUAUUAAAAUACCUAGCCUCAUUAUGCAGUAAAGCAUAACAAUAUUCCUCCAUGUAAUCUCGAGCCCAAUUACUACUUCUCUCAUAAGUACAAAGUCUCUUUGAUACGCAGCACAUGUCACGAGUUGAAGAAGAGUUGCAAAAGCUGAUAAUUUUCUUUUUCUUUCAUUUUUGUAUUCAAUUGCAGGAGUCAGUUAUUAUCAACUUUAAUUCUGGAAAAGAAUUUAUAAUAAGGAUUUUAUUGAUUUCUUUGAAAUCAAUAAAAAAAAUCUGAAAAUAAUCGCGUUCAAUCGAUAAAACAGAAUAUUCAGCAUCGCUUUAACGGUCUUUAAUAGCAUCUUUAGUUAGUGACACACUCGUACUCGUUAGUGAUGCAAUCAUACUGAUCAAUUAACAUGACGAAUUUGAAUAUUCCCGCGAAUGUGACGCAUGCAGGUGUACCAACACAUCGGAUUGAGAUACAUGUAUGUACACUACAUGCAUGUUGCAUCAUAUUGCGCACCAUGUCCCGAAAUCAGUGUCGCGAAUCUCGUUUUUAAAGUGAAGACCCCGCACGCAUACACAUGUCACGUCGUAAAAUCAAAUCAUCGGCCCGGGAAAUGACAAUCCGUGAAUUGCACCCUACAUAAAUCUUAUUUGCGUAUACAUCGUGUAUGAACAUCAGCUCCUACUGUGGCGGCGUGCGCGACCGCGCUUUGUCGUUGCCAUCAUUGUUGUUUCGUUGUUGUUGAUUCCAUGUAAGCUCAGUUGGUCAAAAUGGCGUGAACCGACCGCGCGUUUUUAAGGUUAUCUUCGCUCGUGGCGGAUUUAACCGCGCGGAAGAACUACGUAUACACGACAUCCGUAUCUGUGUCUUUUUUGUAUAAGUGCGUUUUACGUUUGCACAUUUGCACGUUACAUCUACGUUUUCUGUGCUGUGAGUUACAUGAAUUAUGAGGACGGAAUGCCCGCAGGCGGUAACAGUCGUAUCCGCGAUUAUUACCCAGCGCGGAUGUCCGAACGGCAACAGCUCGCGCUAGUUUUACAAAUGACUUCUCAGGAAAUGAUAUCAGGUGGAAACCGUCCUGAAACUACGAGUGUAACAAAUACCUCUACAAGACCAGCAUUGCAACAACAACGCGGGGCAAAAGGUCGCUGGUCCAAUAAAAAUGGAGAAUCGCCCGUCCAGGCAAUAAUUAAUCGCAAAGAGGAUUUCCGAGUACGGCAAGUGCUUGUGAAUGGCUAUGAUACAAAUGAUGCAACUAAGGAAAUAAAUGGUCCAUUAUUAGCGGCAGCGGUUAUUGCUUUAACUGGACAAGUUUUACGUUUUGCUUCACCGAAGUUCGGUCAAUUAGUUGCUGAAGAAGCAACACGACGUGGGAAGUUAAGAGAAGCACAUGCUCGUAUCAGUGCACAUGCAGAAGAAAUUGCAUUCUAUGGGGGUCACGAUACAGAAUAUCGUUAUCUGAACUCCGCUUACAAGUCUUUAGUAACGCAUUUGCAUCGUAUUCUCGCUGUCAAACUGUGGUAUGUGAUGCUGGAACAGUUCCUCAUGAAAUACGUGUGGUCUGGCACAGGACUUCUCGUUAUUGCAAUGCCAUUGCUUUAUAAUACAGUUGUAUCAUCGGACAAUGGGAUGAUUAAUGCAGAUGGCGAUGGUGGUGUGAGUGAACGAACGAGAUAUUUGACCACUUCAAAAAAUCUUUUAAGCUCUGGAGCAGAUGCUGUUGAACGACUUAUGUCAUCUUAUAAAGAAUUAGUCGCGUUGGCAGGGUAUGCAGCACGUGUCAGCGAAAUGUUAGACGUGUUUAAAGAUGCUGCGCUCUGCAAGUAUAAGAGGAACAUAGUCACCAGUGGCCCAUCUAGAUCUUUUCCGAACGGUAACACUCAACAACUCGCGGAAAAAGUAAUCGAAUUUAAUAAUGGUACUCCAAUAAUAAAAGGAAUUGUUCGCGAAAGUACGGAUGGCAGUAUAAGUUUAGUUAACGUGCCGAUAGUCACGCCUAAUUGCGAAAUAAUUGUACCUAACUUAACAGUUCACAUAAAGCCAGGUGACCAUCUUCUAAUCACUGGACCCAAUGGCUGCGGUAAAAGCUCUCUUUUCCGUGUCAUUUCCGGUCUCUGGCCCGUUUACGAUGGAACUCUUAUCAGACCAGCUGAAAGAAAUUCUUCCGAGCAUGGCAGACCUGCUUUAUUUUAUAUCCCACAGAAGCCAUAUAUGACAGUGGGUUGCCUUCGAGAUCAAAUCAUCUAUCCAGCGCAUUCCAGGUCAGAAAAUUGCUCGGAUAAAAAGUUGCUGCAAUUACUGGAUGAUGUAGAUCUGCGUAGUAUCGUGGAAAGAGAACCGGAAGGUUUUGAUGCUCUUGGCGAUUGGGACUCUACUUUAUCAGGUGGCGAGAAACAACGACUCGCAAUGACUCGACUUUUAUAUCACGCUCCACAAUAUGCUUUAUUAGACGAAUGUACAAGUGCUGUUAGCCUCGAAGCUGAAGGAAUAAUGUACGAAACCGCAAAGAAGAAAGGAAUUACUCUGUUGACCAUCACUCAUCGAGUGGCAUCACUCGCUAAAUAUCACAAAUUAUUAUUGAAAUUCGAUGGUGAAGGUGGCUGGACCUUUGGUCCACUGAAUAUAGACGGAUUACCAAUAUUACCGAAUCAGGGUACUAAUGAACAAACAGAACGAGAGAAAGCAAAGACUAGCCACUAUCAUAUGUUACAUGAGCUGAGUGAUAUACAUCCUGAAAAUACUUAUGUGGGAAUCAGUUGAAAAGUAGUCUAUGGAAUUUGAACCAAUUGUAGUAAUUGUCGUUAUAUCGAGUCUAAUACUCUACAAUGACCAAUUGGUUCAACGGCAUCAGAGUAGUUCAUUAUAAAAAAUAAAAUAAAAAAAUUAAGAAAUAAUAAAAAUAGUGAAAUAGAAGUAUGAUAUAAUAUUGUUGCGCUCUGUCGUCGAGCUAUCACUCGCGUGCCGUACUCACUCUGCACUCGCGCAAACACGACCGAAAUAAAGGAGACGAGACGUUUAAUAAAAGAACUCUCUUUAAUACAGCAACAGAAAUACAAGCGCUCGCUAUCAGCGUAGCACGUCCGAAUUGGUUGACGGCUCGUCGAGAAUUUCUACAGAUCGUGUUUUUAACAAACGCGCGCCGCGUUGUGCGGAAAACACUUCGCAGCUUUCAGGCUAAAGCUACGUGCACAUACGGGUCGGCUCAGCCGAGGGCAUAACAAUAUGAAAAAAUAUAUGAAUAUGUAGGAAAAAUAAAAAGAAAAUCAUAGAGCCAAUUAAGAAUAUUCAUAGACAACCGGAAUAAAUAUGAAGAAUGGUGGAACGUUGUGGCAUAGCACUUUAAGUGCUAGGAGUGAAAACGAAAGAUCCUAAUAUUUAAAUCAGAGUCAACGCUUUUACUUUUUCCAAAGUUAUCGCUAAUAUUUUGUAUUUGUAAUUAAGUCGCUUGGUUCCAUUCAAAUCAUAUCUUCCUACGAUCUUAAAAACUCACAAUAUAAAACAUGAAAAAAA